AUGAUGUCAAAUAACUUCAAGGGCUCGGCAUCCGCUAGAUUUGCCAAAAAAGGAAGAACUAAUUAUGCGGGAAGCUCAUCCAGUAAUAACUAUGCAUUGACAACGAAGCAGCUGAUGCAAGCGGCGAAGGUUGAUAGCAUUGAUGAAAUGAUGGGAUUCGAAAAGUACGUACCACCGCAGCAUAGCGGUAAAACAGACGCAGGUAAUCUUGAUCAGGUUGCGGGACGUGUGGGAUGGUUGACGAAUAUGCAUCCUACAGUUAUUUCACAGGAGUCGCUGACUGGUAAAGGAAAUGGAGAGUCCUCAGGUAUUGCAGGGGUAGAUUUUUAUUUUCUCGAUGAGGAAGGUGGAAGUUUUAAGUCAACUUUGAACUACGAUCCUUAUUUUUUUGUCAAAUGCAAUGACGAUUCACGAAUACAGGAGGUCGAAGAACUUCUCAAAAAAUACUUAGAGCCAUGUCUAAAGCAUUUAGAAGUUGUUGAAAAGGAGGAUUUAUCUCUGGAUAAUCACUUGAUUGGUCUAAAGAGAACGUUGAUAAAAUUGAGCUUCGUGAAUUCAAAUCAAUUGUUUGAGGCAAGAAAAUUACUGAAACCCAUUCUAUCGUAUAAUGAAAGUAAUAAAAGCGAACAACGAAUUUACAAAUCAAGUGUCCAAAACUCGAGCAAAAAUUCGGUACGGGACGUGAAAAGUCUUAUAGAAGACAUCAGAGAGUACGAUGUACCGUACCAUGUUCGUAUUUCGAUUGAUAAAAAUAUACGUGUUGGUAAAUGGUACAAAAUAACUUCGGAUGGAUUUUUUGAGUGUUCAGAAAAAGUGGCAUUUGCAGAUCCUGUGAUACUAGCAUUCGAUAUUGAAACAACCAAGGCUCCCUUGAAGUUUCCCGAUUCGGCCAUUGAUCAAAUUAUGAUGAUUUCCUAUAUGAUUGAUGGGGAUGGUUUCCUUAUUACCAAUAGAGAAAUAAUCUCGGAGGACAUUGAAGAUUUUGAAUACUCGCCAAAACCCGAAUAUCUGGGACAAUUUACAAUUUUUAACGAAGAAGACGAAGCAGCAUUAUUACAAAGAUUUUUUGAGCACAUUCGAGAUGUUAGACCGACAGUGAUGUCCACAUUCAAUGGUGAUUUUUUUGACUGGCCAUUUGUGGAGAAUAGAGCAAAAAUUCAUGGAUUGGACAUGUUUGAAGAGAUUGGGUUUGCCUCGGAUGCGGAUGGAGAAUACAAGUCAUCGUACUGCUCUCACAUGGAUUGUUUCCGCUGGGUCAAGCGUGAUUCUUACCUACCACAAGGCUCUCAAGGGUUGAAAGCAGUUACACAGGCUAAACUAGGCUACAAUCCAAUAGAGCUGGAUCCGGAAUUAAUGACACCCUACGCAUUUGAAAAACCACAACAGCUUUCAGAAUAUUCUGUUUCUGAUGCAGUUGCAACUUAUUACUUAUACAUGAAAUAUGUGCAUCCUUUUAUUUUUUCUCUUUGUACUAUUAUUCCUUUAAAUCCUGAUGAAGUGUUAAGAAAAGGUACGGGUACCUUAUGUGAAAUGCUUUUGAUGGUGCAAGCAUACAAUGGGAAUAUAAUGCUUCCAAACAAAUAUACUGAUCCAAUUGAGAGAUUCUAUGAUGGGCAUUUGUUAGAAUCAGAAACUUACGUUGGUGGUCAUGUCGAAUCUUUAGAAGCCGGUGUUUUUCGCAGCGAUAUAACCAAUGACUUUAACAUAGAUCCUACUGUAAUAGACGAGCUACUGCAAGAUCUUCCAAAUGCACUCAAGUUUUCGAUUGAAGUCGAAAACGAUACUGCCCUUGAGAAGGUUACCAACUUCGAAGAAGUCAAGAAAGAGAUUACAGAUAAACUACUAGAUUUGAAGCAUAACAAUAAAAGAAAUGAAUAUCCUCUCAUUUACCAUGUUGAUGUGGCCUCUAUGUAUCCAAAUAUCAUGACGACAAAUCGACUACAACCAGAUAGUAUGAAAUCUGAAAGAGAUUGUGCUAGUUGUGAUUUUAAUAGACCUGGUAAAUUAUGCGAUCGGAGACUAAAAUGGUCUUGGAGGGGUGAGUUUUUUCCAGCAAAAAUGGAUGAGUAUAACAUGGUAAAGAGAGCUCUACAAAAUGAAACAUUCCCCAAUAAAAACAAGUUUUCUAAGAAACAGUAUUUAAGCUUUGAUGAAUUAAGUUAUGCUGAUCAAGUUGCACAUAUAAAAAAACGUCUGACCGACUAUAGUAGAAAAGUUUAUCAUAGAGUAAAGGUCUCGGAAGUUGUUGAAAGAGAGUCGAUAGUAUGCCAGAGAGAAAAUCCAUUUUAUGCAGACACUGUUCGCUCUUUCAGAGAUAGGAGAUAUGAAUUCAAAGGUUUGGCGAAAGUGUGGAAACAGAAGCUAUCCAAAAAAGACAACUCCGAUAGACAUGGUAAAGAUGAAGCCAGAAAAAUGAUCGUUUUGUAUGAUUCUCUUCAACUGGCGCAUAAGGUUAUUUUAAAUUCGUUUUAUGGCUAUGUUAUGAGAAAGGGUUCUCGUUGGUAUUCGAUGGAGAUGGCGGGUAUCACUUGCUUAACAGGUGCGACCAUUAUUCAGAUGGCUCGUGCCCUUGUUGAAAGACUUGGAAGACCGUUAGAACUGGACACUGAUGGUAUCUGGUGUAUCAUUCCAAAAUCUUUCCCCGAAAACUUUACUUUCACAUUGGAGAACGGCAAAAAGCUAUUCUUAUCCUAUCCAUGCUCGAUGUUAAACUACAAAGUGCACGAAAAGUUCACCAAUACGCAAUAUCAACAAUUGGUGGAUCCGGUGAAGCAUAAGUACAAGACUAUACGUGAGAACUCUAUUUUCUUUGAGGUAGAUGGCCCUUAUAGAGCAAUGAUCUUACCAUCUUCAAAAGAAGAAGGAAAGGGUAUCAAAAAGCGGUAUGCGGUUUUUAACGAUGACGGAUCUCUAGCAGAGUUAAAGGGAUUCGAAUUAAAGAGACGUGGUGAACUUCAGUUGAUAAAAAACUUUCAAAGCGACUUGUUCAAGGUAUUUUUGGAAGGUGACACGCUUUCAAAUUGUUACUCAGCAGUUGCAAAUGUGGCGAAUAGAUGGUUAGACAUUCUCGAUACAAAGGGUUCUUUGCUGGAGGAUGAAGACCUGAUUGAACUAAUUUGCGAGAAUAGAAGCAUGUCUAAAACCUUGAAAGAGUAUGAAGGUCAAAAAUCCACUUCUAUUACGACGGCUAAACGUCUUGGUGAAUUCUUAGGUGAAGAAAUGGUGAAAGAUAAGGGACUGCAAUGUAAAUAUAUUAUCAGCAGCUUACCGCCUAAUGCGCCCGUUACAGAACGUGCAAUACCUGUCGCAAUAUUUUCCGCUGAGUUAGCUGUAAAAAAAUCAUUUUUAAGAAGAUGGACAAUGGAUAUGUCACUAGAAAACUUUGACCCUCGAGGUAUAAUAGAUUGGGGGUAUUAUAGAGAAAGAGUGGCUUCUGUAGUCCAAAAAAUUAUUACAAUUCCUGCCGCUUUGCAAAAUAUAUCAAAUCCUGUGCCGAGAGUUGAGCAUCCGAUGUGGCUCCAAAAACGUUUGGCGACCAAACAAGAUAAGUUCAAGCAAGUUUCCUUAAACAAAUUCUUCACUAAUACCCAAAGGCCUCCCUCUUCGGGGUCAAUCAAAGACAUUGAGGAUCUCUUUCAAGAAAAUGAAGGUGAUAGUGGCACAAUAGGUAGAAUCGCCAAAGUUUCGACACGAAAAGGAAGUAAGAAGCGGAAUAGAAGUAAUAUUGUCGAAGAAGAACCAUUGGUGCUGCCGUCACAUAAACCGUCGAUGGAAGAAGAUUAUGUGGCAUGGUUGCAAUAUCAAAAAAUAAAAUGGAAGAUCCAGUCAAGAGACAGAAUGCGCAGAAGCCAUUUAUUUGGCAAUGGAAGUUCCACAACAGGAAGUACCGCUCUAGGAAACAUGAUCAGAAAACAGGCAGAGUCAUAUGCUAAUUCUACUUGGGAAAUCUUGCAAUACAAAGCGUCAGCACAAUCUGACGUGGUAGAUGUAUUUGUUUCUAUAAAUGGGAAGAUACAGGUGCUGAAGUUCAAUAUACCUAAAACCGUGUUUGUGAAAUUCAAAGCCCCUCCACUUGGUAGCAUUGAUCAUUGUACCAUGGAGGCAUCAAGCUACUCUCUUCCCAAUAACUCUAAAUUGAAAGAUCUUUCAUCAAGCAAUUUAUACAAGUUGACGCUAACAGAACGUACCUUCCUCGAUGAGCUGGAAAAUCCAAACAGCAUUUUGAAUAGUGAUAAAGUAAUAGGAAUUUUCGAGAGUUCAAUACCUUCAAAUGAACGAGCAAUCAUGGAACUUGGAUCUUCUGUAACUUUUACAUCAAAAGCGAUGGGUGAUCUAGGAAAGGGACUAAGAGAUGGGUUUCAUAUGAAAAACCUUUCAAUGUCCGAGAGUCAAAGAUAUCUUAGCAGAUUUUCAAUCGCAUCAGCUUAUAUACUGCAUCUCGUUACCGACGUUGGUUAUGAGUUUUUAUGCAUCUUUAAGUCAUGGAGUCACUCCACGACUGUACUCUGCCUAAAACCUUCAUUUCAAGCUGCAGAACUCAGCUCCACAACUUUAUCUCAGACAUUCUCCGAAGUAUUCCAAAAAAAGAAGGAACAUUUAGCCAAAUACUCCAAGUUUGUUUCGUAUGCAGAAAAUAUGACUUUUGAUACACAUAGUUUCACCGAUAAACUUAAAUUUCAACGAAAAUUUUCUAGGGAGGUUCACAAAUUGAAGGACGACAAGGGGCUGCAGUUUUUAAUUCUGCUACAAUCUCCUUAUCAUUCAGACUUACUUGAUACUGCAAAAGUUUUGAGCCAGGUACCGGUUAUCCCAUGUGCAAUAAAUGAAACUAAAGUGCCACAACUGAAUUGGCAGGGAGCGGUGGGCAAAAAGAUGAUAAAUCAUAUUCUAUCUUGCAGCUCCUGGCUUUCUCAUUUGCUAAGCAUCUCACAAUUUAGCAACGUACCCAUUUGCAAUUUAAAGCUGGACAAUCUUGGAUAUGUGAUUGAUAUACUCUAUGCAAGACAGUUAAAGCAUGAGGGACAUGUAUUAUGGUGGGAUGAAAGCAUUCCGCUUCCGGAUCAUGGAGGAGUUCAAAGAGAUUUUGAUUUGAAUUUGUUUUCUCUUAUGGGAGAUAUGAGCUUUCCAGAACUCAACAAUUCUGGCGCUUACGAUCAUGUUGUUCUAGAAGUUGAAAUGGAAAACUUAACUGUAAAUACUGUUCUAGCAUCCGCACUGCUCAACACGGAAGAGGGCAGCGAAAUUUCAGAGGUUGAUAUACCACUUAAUUCAGAUGAUGGUACAAAAAAUUUCAAAUCUACUUUUAUUCAGGAUGCAUUCUCUGGCGGUUCUUUAGCUGUCCUGAGAAGCUUACUUAAGAGUUGGUGGGAUAGUGCAAUGAAAAACAAUUUGACGGCCGAUUUAUUGGUAAAUGCUUUUGUUAGCUGGGUACACAACUCAAAUUCUAAACUAUUUGAUCCCCUGUUGCGAUAUCACAUCCACAACUUGACAAAAAGGUCUUUAUUCCAGCUUAUUGCUGAAUUUCACAGUCUAGGUUCUACAGUGAUAUAUGCGUGCCGUAAUAAAUUGCUUAUCAAUACAAGCAAGCUAUCACCAGAAUUAUGUUACGCGUAUGGUCAAUACAUUACGAAAGCAGUAAGGACCAACCCUAUUUUCACUUAUAUAGAUCUCAGAAUAGAGAAAUAUUGGGACUUAUUGAUAUGGAUGGAUAAAUAUAACUUUAGUGGAUUAGCCUGCACUGAGAUUCACGAUAAAGAAAUUCAAGAUAUUAGAGCUUUCUCACAGUGGCACAUCAGAGAGUUUUUACCUGUGAUAUAUCAACCUGAAUUUGAUGACUGGAUGAUGAUUAUUCUAGACAGUAUGAUGAAAGCCAAAAAAGAGUAUAUGUCCGCGGUAGAUGGAACUCAGAGAAUCACACAAAUUGUGAGUAAAAAAAGUGAUGAUAGCAAUACUAAAGAAGCUAGUGCCUUGGCAACAUUUACUCACAUAUUUGCUAAACCUUUGAUCAAGAGAGUUCGAAAGUUGUAUCGAAAUCAGCAAGAGUUCAUUCUUGAUCCUAAAUAUGCAGCUGAUUAUUCAUUUCCAAGUUUGCCUGGGUCUCAUCUGGUCUUGAACAAUCCUUUGUUAGAACUUGUGAAAUUCCUAUGUCAAGUAAUGCUGUUUUCACAGAAAACGGUUAUCGAAGUGAGAGAACUUAGGAAACAGCUUUUGAAUAUAUUUGAAAUACGUGAAUUUGACGCAAUCUCUGAAUUCAAAGACCCGAGUACAGCUUUAGUAGUUAGUGGUUUCCAAUGUGAGAACUGUUCCUCCCUCAAUGACAUCGAUUUGUGCAAUGAGGAUCCAUCUACGGUUUUCAAGUGUAACAAGUGCCACAGAGACUUCAACCUAACGCUACUUCAAGAUCAUUUAAUAAGAAUGUUUUAUGCUGAGCGUGAAGCUUACUUGAUUCAAGAUAUACGUUGUUCACGUUGUAAAAAGGUCAAAACAGAUAAUAUGAGUAAAUAUUGCGCAUGCUCCGGCUCAUGGAAGGCAGAUGUAUCUCUAGAAUCGGUCAUGAGUAGGGUGUCUGUAUACCUCAGAGUUGCUAAAUUUUACCAAUUUGAGUUAUUGAAAAGCUGCAUAUCUUCUUUGCGUAUAUAG
Messenger RNA from Zygotorulaspora mrakii, 6639 nucleotides. RefSeq names its product DNA polymerase epsilon catalytic subunit (gene POL2). Gene Ontology annotation, molecular function: DNA-directed DNA polymerase activity; zinc ion binding; nucleotide binding. Lineage: Eukaryota; Fungi; Ascomycota; Saccharomycetes; Saccharomycetales; Saccharomycetaceae. The record is from RefSeq and is a predicted model, not a curated record. Gene Ontology annotation, cellular component: nucleus; epsilon DNA polymerase complex. The coding region runs from base 1 to 6639 and encodes 2212 amino acids. Gene Ontology annotation, biological process: leading strand elongation; DNA replication; DNA replication proofreading. The transcript has a single exon.